Molecule: messenger RNA, 2982 nt
Organism: Menidia menidia (Atlantic silverside)
Lineage: Eukaryota; Metazoa; Chordata; Actinopteri; Atheriniformes; Atherinopsidae
Source: the annotation of a GenBank genome assembly
AUGAGCAAUGAUCUGCCUGUUCUGACAAGUCUGACUGAGAACUCCACUGAUGUGCCCGUGUCAGCUGGCCAGGUGGAGAACUAUGUGCUGCUUUUGGUGCUCCUGAGUGUUUUUGCCGGGGGGACGCUGGUCCUGCUCUCCCUGCUGCUGCUCUUCUGUCACCGCUGCUGUUUAGGUGGACGCCGGUAUUCCAGAGCAAGCGAUGACCCUGAGAAGACAAACACAACUUAUGCCGAGGAUUCUCAGCCCACACAAGAAAUCACAAUUCGUCUGGAUGAAUCAGACGCUCUCUCAGCUUCUAGCUGCCAUGAUGGCGAGUCGGAACGAUUCGUUUCCACCGGGUCCACUGGACGAAGAGUCUCCUUCAACGAAUCUGCACUUUACGAACAGGAGAAAAUGACUCAGGACAAAGGGCGAAGGUACACUCUGACUGAAGGAGACUUCCACCACCUGAAAAAGGCCCGGCUGACCCACCUUCACCUGGCUCCAGCACCAUGUGACUUGAAAAUACUCACCAUCAUGGAGUGUGAUUCGACAGAGAGCAGCACCAUCAACAUCAGUGAGACUGUAGCAUCCAAGCUGCCUCUCACCAUCUACCAGCCUGCUGAGAGAAGAGUCCCUGAAUGGAUGGGACAGAGUCUGAGUGGUGGGCUUCCAGGAGACCCACAUCACUCCAUUGUCCAAGAGCAUGGAUGCAGGCAGUCCUCAUCAGCUUUAAAAACACAGCACACACGGUCGCAGACAGUGGAGGCUCUCGGGGACAGGGGGGAGGCUGAGAGUGAAAGGGGACUCAGAGGGGAACCCGUACAGGCUCAGGCCCAAACAUCGGUCCUGCAUUUCUUCUCUAAACUGCGACGGCAUGCCAGCCUAGAGGGGGCUGGGCCCUACUUCAAAAGGUGGAAGUUUGAUACGAGUCACCGCGCUGCUAGCCUGGACGCCAAAGGUUUGUUCAGAUCCCGGUCCCCGAGGAGGAGGCCCUUUCAGAGACAGAGAGCAGCGAGUGAAACCACAGACCACACUGAAGACGACUCCUCUCCUCUCCCUGAUGAUGCCUUUGAGUCUUUCCCGCACACUCCCGUCCUGACCGGUGGCCUUCAGUCCCUCUCGGCAGAGUCUCUCUCUCGCCCUGCAGCUGCAUCCACAUCUUCAGUCUUCCUCAGGAGGCCAACAUUACAGGCUAUGGUGGAGAUGGGUGGUAGCAUCAACUCCAAGAAGGAGGAAGUCCGUGUACCAUCGGAUUCCACUCAAGGGCAGGACGAGGCUACGGUCAAUGGCACAGGAGGGGAGACGGAGACGAUGUUCGGAUCGGUGGCGGGAGACGGGCCAGAACGGGCUCACGACCCGUUUGGGGCAGACCAAGAAGCCGCCGCUCAGGAAAGGUUUGAGGACAUGUUGAACGAGACCACAGGCACAAAGACGGACGGAGGAACGACGUUGGCGAGGAAAACCAACGAAGCAGAGGAGGAUGAUGGAGACGAAUCGGAGCUGGGGUUCGAAGCCAGAAAGAGGACGGACUCGGGUUCCUCUCUGUCCUUCAUGACGCGUCAGGAGAGCUCGGAGGCCCCUCCCUCCCUGUACAGAGACAUCUGGAGCCUACGGGCCUCCCUGGAGCAGUACGCCUCCUCGGACCAGAGCAGCACGGACAGGGAGUCCAUCCGCAGCGACGCCGACAGUGUCUCGUCCGUGGGCGGCGGAGGGGCUCGCUCCGCCCUGGACAGCUGCCUGUCGCAAGACCUGGACGACGAGCCCGAGGGAGAGGCGGGCGGGGACGGGUCGGAGGCCGGGGCGAGGGGGGCCUCGGGCGUGGACAGCGAGGCGGGGGGUGGAGCCGGAGGAGAGGGGGAGGGAGGAAACAGGAAGCUUCUCCAAAUGGACAGCGGCUACGCCUCCAUCGAAGCGCCGACCAGGGCCCCCGAGGACAUGCGGCUCUUCGGGACCCCCGGGGCGCCUCGGGGAAAGACGGCCUCUGAGAGGAGGCUGUUCUUCACCAGCUCCGGAAGGAAAGGCUCAGUGUGCGAGAGCGUCGACGCCCGGCUGUUUCAGGAAGAACUGGAGGACCAGAUGGCGGAUGGCGCCGAGACGGCCGACAAACUGAAGCAGAAGCCUCGAAGCGGCGGCCUGUUUCACACCCUUCAAGAACCGCAUCAGCUCCUGAAGUCCCUCAGCCCUCAGAAAGUGCUGGAUCAUCAGCCUCUGGCCUCUCCGCUGAUGAAAGCGGGCACCCAGCCCCCCAGUCCUCACCGGCCUCGUCUGCGCCGCCGCGACUACAGCAUCGACGAAAAGACGGACGCUCUCUUUAACGAGUUCCUCCGCCACGACCCGCGCUUCGACCAGCAGGACUCUCCGCUGCGCUCCAGGCACAGAUCCAGGAUCCACCUCCGGAAACAGUGGCAGAGACACAAGCAAUACAGCGACCCCGGGUCAGCCUCCGGGGGGAGGUACUCUCCGUCUUUGGAGAGGCAGAGGUUUAGUCCACUGAAGAGGGGGGACAGCGCCGGAUACCCCCUGGACACCAGGUAUCACAGCACCCUCUCGCGCAUAGCCAGCGCUGCGGAUGAAGAGGCCAGCGAGGUCGCGGCCUCUGAGGAGGCGGCCAAAGAGAGAGCGGAGGGAGAGGGCCGAUCUGGCGAAGGAGCUGCGGGGAACGCCACGGCGAGGGCCACCGUCGAAACCUGCGAGGGAGGCGAUCUAACGGCGAGCGCCGGUAACGCGGACAGCUGCCCGGAAGACCCACAAAGCACAACCGGUCAGCCUGCUAGCCACAUGGAUCCAAGGGUGGACAAUAGGAACAACAACAGCAGUCAGGCCAUCCUGUCCGAGGUCUCUCUGCGUGCCGAGAGCAGCCUGACCGACAAGCUGGCGGCGUCGGUGGAGGAGAGGCUCUACGCCGGCCUGAGGAGUGCAGAGAAGCCGGAACGGGGAGGAUCAGACUGCGCGGUGACCGUGUCUCGCACGGCCUCACCAGGGUUCAGUCCCAUAUAA